Molecule: messenger RNA, 5441 nt
Organism: Syngnathus acus (greater pipefish)
Lineage: Eukaryota; Metazoa; Chordata; Actinopteri; Syngnathiformes; Syngnathidae
Product: MAM domain-containing glycosylphosphatidylinositol anchor protein 1
Exons: 18
Coding region: 449-3328 (959 amino acids)
Biological process (GO): homophilic cell-cell adhesion; synapse organization
Cellular component (GO): plasma membrane; neuronal cell body; axon
Molecular function (GO): axon guidance receptor activity; protein binding
Source: RefSeq, a predicted model, not a curated record
AGGCGCGCUCGUUCUCAGUCUGCGCACAUCUCGCACUUGGCCAGCAUCACUUGGAGUCCACAGACACGGCUCUGAUUGAGCCUCCUCACCAGAGCGGAGGUCCACGCCGCUCCACCCUCAGCCACACACAAGCCUUGUAAGAGUCGCACCGUCAUCCGCGCAACAAUUGGAGGACUGUGUGAGGAGAAUUGCUUUUAUUGAUUUGGGCUUUUUUGUUUUGGUUUGAAUUUUGGCAGUCUGGAUUGGAGCUGGUGUAAAAGUGUUUAAGGCACUGUGGAGAUUUCUCUCGAGUCGUUCAAGUGAUUUACGGGAGGAUUUCUAACUUUUCUCGUGGUGCAGAAGCGGUGGAAUUUUCUGAGCGGAGCCCGGACGAGAGCGCGCUGCGCGGGGGAGCUGGCUGACCCACAGAACCGCACCGAGAUAAGGUUAUGACGGAGCACAGCUGAACAUGGAACUUUUUUGGAUUUUGUUGUUUUCUACCAUCUAUCCCUUUGCUCGCUGCCAAGGUGUUUACGCUCCUGCCAACGCCCAGAUUGUGCACUCGGGUGCCGCGUGCAACGUCAAGGACGAUAACAUCAGUGAGAGGAUCUACACCAUCAAAGAGGGAGACACUCUUGUGCUUCAAUGCAUCGUGAAAGGACACCCAAGACCGCAGGUACGAUGGACGAAGACAGCCGGCAGCGCCUCCGAUAAAUUCCAGGAGACGUCCAUCUACAAUGAGACGUUGCGCAUCGAAGGCAUCCAGAGGGUGCAGGGGGGUCGCUACUACUGCAAAGCCGACAACGGGGUGGGGGUGGCUGCCAUCAAGUCCAUCCGUGUAGAUGUGCAGUACCUGGACACACCAGUUCUGACCGUUCACCAGACCAUCAGUGACGUGCGCGGCAGUUACUACCAGGAGAAGACCGUGUUCCUUCGCUGCACCGUCAACUCCAACCCGCCCGCUCGCUUCAUCUGGAAGCGUGCAAACGUGCUCAUCGAACAAAGCAAAGACAACGGUGUGGAUAUCUACGAGCCACUUUACACUCAGGGUGAAACCAAAGUCCUGAAGCUGAAAAAUCUGAGAACAAAGGAUUUUGCCGAUUAUACCUGCCAGGUGUCUGUUCGAAAUGUGUGUAACAUUGAAGACAAGUCAGUCACCUUCAGGCUCACAAACAGCACAUCUCCGCCGAUGAUCCGGCUGUCCGUCAACGACACGGUGGUGGCGGAUCCCGGCCAGGAUGUUGUCAUCACAUGCGAAGUGACCGCAGGUUUCCCUCCGCCUACUGUCACCUGGUCGCGUUACCCGGGACCGCUCCCCCUCAACGCCAAGGUUCGCGGUCCCCAGCUGAUUCUGAGGGGCGUCACACCAACAGAUGCGGGCUUCUACAACUGCACGGCUGUCAACAACGUGGGCAACCCCGCUCGUAAGAACAUCAACGUUGUUGUCAGGACUAUGAGCAACCUGACCUUCCAGAUUACUCCAGACUCCAACAAGGACAGCGAAAGCAUCCAGAUGGGUCGAGACCUCAAGCUGUCGUGUCAUGUCGAUGCCAACCCUCAGGACAAGGUCAACUACACCUGGUACAAGAACGGCGCCUUGGUCUUCAACACGGACAGUCUGAUCUUGCUGCGCAGCGACCCCGAUAUGGCGCCGGGUACCAGCAGCUUGGAGAUUGUGGACUUGAAAUUCCGAGACUUGGCAACCUACAGCUGCGUGGCAAACUUCCCGGGCAGCAGCGUGCCAGAGCUCCGAGUGGAUGUCAACAUCUCCCAGAACAGUGUAUCGCCCCCAAUUCUGAUGGUCCUUCCGAGCGGUCAGAUGGUUAGCGCACGAGAAGGCGGGACAGCUGAGCUGGUGUGCUUAGUGGAUGGCAAACCACGACCACCAAUCUUAUGGUCCCGCGUAGAAAAGGACCUGCUGAUGCCUUCUGGGAAGGCUGUGGUAGAGACGCCCGAUGGCCGCUUGAGGCUGAGAAACAUAAGCCGCGACAUGAUGGGGGCUUACCGCUGCCAGACUGCUCCUUACAACGGUCUCAACAUCAAAAGGCGAGAGCUGCAGGUCCAGCUCAAUGUGCAAUAUCCUCCCAUUCUGGACCCAGUGUUUCAGGACACACGUGCAAAGAACUCUCAGAUGGUGAACCUCAGGUGUUCGGUCCUACGCGCCAACCCGCCACGUAUCACGGACUUCCGCUGGUACCGCAACGGCGAAUUUGUCCGGAUGCCCAUGCCGGACUUGAAGGAGACCCCUCAGCUGAGAUUCAAACUGGAGCCGACCAAUAAUGGAUCUUAUGAGUGUAGAGUCAGCAAUAGUGCAGGAACAUCUACAUGUAGAUUCCAGGUUUCUGCACAACCUUACGAGGUUGAAUUCUACUUUGACACGCCCAACCCGGUGAAAAUUCUGAAAGGGAACAACUACUCUUACAACCUGCAGUGGACCCAGAAAAACCCAGAGGCCACAGAUCGUAUCAUCGGCUACUCGAUUCAUGUCCUUAAGAACAAGCAAAAAUUGAUGUCGGACCACAUCGAACUAAAGGACAAGGAGCCUGAGAAUGGGGUGCUGUUGUCCUAUGCCAUUCCUGACUUAAGAAUACCUCUUUCCUAUGAGGUCCGAUUGGCCGCCAUCACCAUGUGGAGCAAGGGGGAAUACGUCAGUCGCAUCAUCCAGUACUCAGAACCGUACACCUACCCAAGAUCCACAGACCACGUGUGUGGCUUUGAGGAUGAGAGGAUUUGUGGUUUUUCACAAGACCGAAGCGACGUUUUUGACUGGACGCGACAGAAUCACCUGACCCAGAAUCCCAAGAGGUCUGCCAAUACAGGCCCGGAGACGGAUCGCAGCGGAACCAAAGAGGGCUACUACAUGUACAUCGAAGCAUCACGGCCACGAGUUCUGGGGGACAAGGCUCGUCUGCUCUCUCCACUUUUUAACGUGACCACGGUCAGGGGCCCCAAGGGAUCCGGCAGAGUCCCUUAUUGUGUCUCCUUCUUCUACCACAUGAAGGGCAAACACAUUGGCACUCUCAAUGUUCUUUUGAAAGUGAGGAGCAUUGCCUCAGUGGAUUCCAUGUUGUGGACCAAAUCAGGUCAUCAGGGCCCAGACUGGAAGAAAGCGUACUUUGACAUCAGUCCCAGUGGACCAUUUCAGAUUGUUUUUGAAGGAAUUAGAGGGAAGAGCUUCGAGGGUGACAUUGCUAUCGAUGACGUGUCUAUCACAAUCGGCAAAUGCAAACAGCAAAACACUAUGGCCAGCGCAGGUAAGACAGUUCUGAUCGGCGGCUCACAGGCGCUUCCAUUAGCCAGAUGGAUGACCAUCAUCCUCUCUUGCGUCGUCGCCCUGUUCUGCAGAUGAUGAGCGGUUGACCACAGCGCCACCUUCUGUCUGUGCUGACAGACACUGCCCUGACUCGCGCUCUUACUUCUUCUCUCGACCCGACUCCCAGACUUCUUCCCCCCACUCGCCUUUUGUCCUCCUUGCAUCCAUGAUCCGUGCAAACGCAGCUUUUUACUUUAUUUAAACACUUUGCUCCAAUGACACACUAUAACAUAUUAUCAUGUAUUUAAGCCAAACACCUCCUCUAUUAGCCCAUUAGAUUUCAUAAUAUUCAUGUCAAGUGUCUCCUCGUCUUUAUAGUUAGCCUACAUUUAUGACCCCCUUCUUCCCUCCUCCACAUCCCCUUUCUCUCUCCCCGAGACACACCAAAGUGUCGAACACUCUUACCAAAGAUUACCUGAGGGAAAAGCACGAGGGAUUCCGCCGAGCUGGCGAACGAGACAGAUAAUGUGGGUGAAUUUUUCCUUCUGCUGACCUUCGUCACCGGCCGAGCUGCUGAGCGACAGGGACGGCUUAUACUAAGUGAAAAACGAAUGAAUGAACUGACAGAAAGAAAGGUGGAGGAAGAGGCCGUUCGUGGUAGCCUCUUUGCUCACCAUAGGGAAAGUAAGCUCAGCGUGGAUUAUAUGUACGUGUACAUUCAUCAUUAUAUAUUAAAUAUAAGCAAAGUUUAAUCAUAAGCGGGGAUGCUGAAGGACUCUAUGUAACAAAAUUAAAGAAGCACAACAUUUAUACGUCCUCUGUUGUUCCUUUGGGUUUUAUUGAACUUAUGUGACGUUACGAUUUGCCUGUUUUUGAUAUUUUUGGAUUUGUUUAUGCCGCUAUGGGCAAUGGGUGAUGUGAGUGUUGUGACACAGGUGUCAGGCGGUAACCGUACCGAGCAUAGUGAGUGUGUGCGUGUGUGUGUGUUACAUUAAGAGCUGAAAAGUGCAAGUCAUUGAAUGUCCCGGAAGAAGAAGCUGGAGAUGUGUAUGUAGCUGCUGUGGAGAGCAGAUUACGUGUACAAUUCACCUUUUCGCUAAAUCCCGCCCCAGAAAUGCAGACUAUCUUAUCAGAGUGCAGGACAGAACGCACAACUCGAAUGAAGAUAAUUUGCAAAAGGCAAUUGGAUAAAGUUAUGCGACUGUCAAUGCAGUCUGUCAAAGGUCAUGACCUCAGUUUGGCAAUGUAAUGUAGCACAGUAACCAAAUUGCUAACGUUACAUUAAUAACAUGAGGCCCUAGCAAGCUAAGCUAACCACCUGAAUGAUUGUAUCAGUAAACAGAGCGUUUGCUAGCUUUAGCCGCAACGUGUCGCGCCUUAAUGUCAUUGUCCAUCAUCUCGGUCAUUAGGCAAUGCAGCAAUUCACUUUUAUUUUGCAGGAUUUCAUUUCAUCACAUUGAAAGUUGGAUGUGACCUUCGAAGGACUGCUCGCUGAGGUGGGCGGGUCUUGGCGAAAGGUGAAUUAUGGAGGAAAUCUGCCUACAUUGUUUAGCGCUUGAAUGUCUGUCUUGUGAACAGUCACACAAAUAUUCUCGCUGUGCAAUGAAAGCGUGUAUCGCCACAUAACCGUUCAUUUUUAUUGACAUAAGAGUGAUGUUUCUUGAUACGUCACAAACCUUUGGGGUUACAUGCUUUACAUUGCGUGGUAUGGAUAUGAUUGUUAAAAUCAAGCAAUACUCAUAUCUAUAGCUCUAUAACCCAUAGUUUACCAUUACAUUUAUAAUCACAUUUGAUCUUCUUGUCCAAAUGACAUCAAUAAUGAGUUGUAAUGUAUAAUUAUGUGUUUAUUCCUACAGGUCUAAACUGUGAGUACAACUGUAGCCUGUUUAAUCAUUCAUUAUGUUCUGUAUCUCAACAAAAAUUCUCUACGUCGAUUACGGGGUGUUUUCCAGUGUUUUCUGUAUUUCGCCUGUGUCACCUCACAUUUUUAUUGUUUAUUUGUUAUUUUUUAAUCUCAUUUUGCCUUGACCACAUGCUAUUGCUGAAGUGUACAUUCUAGUGUAUGUCAAUGUCACUUUUGGUUCCCACGUAUGUCGCUCACGCUGGACAAAGCGCUACAGAUGGAUGAAUUAAAUCAAGCAAAGCAAAGCAGACCUGCGCUUUUCAACGUGUCCCGUUUUGAUCUUUUUUGUGCCUCACGGUGAACUGA